Molecule: messenger RNA, 1012 nt
Organism: Carya illinoinensis
Lineage: Eukaryota; Viridiplantae; Streptophyta; Magnoliopsida; Fagales; Juglandaceae
Product: peptidyl-prolyl cis-trans isomerase FKBP13, chloroplastic
Exons: 5
Coding region: 69-722 (217 amino acids)
Cellular component (GO): chloroplast
Molecular function (GO): peptidyl-prolyl cis-trans isomerase activity
Source: RefSeq, a predicted model, not a curated record
AGAAAUCCCACUUUCAUCUUGCAGAAGCCUAUCCUGUUUCAAAAGAACUGGUUGGUCGAGGACUGGAGAUGAACUCGCUGGCAUUUUCAGUUGGGACCGUGAAUCCCAGAAAGUUUAGCACACCCAAAACAAGAUCACUCAUAAAAGACUUCGAUUCCACAAAAACAUCAAAUAUCAGUUUCUCAAGCCAAUCCAAAAACAGCACUUCGCCUCCUGCAACCCAGCAAAAUGUAAACCCAACUCUCCUAGGGAGAAGAGAAGCACUUGGUUUCGGCUUCUGUUUUGGUUUGCUUGAGGCUCUCUUGCAACCAGAAGCCAGUGCAGCAGCAGCCAACGCAGCUCCAUGUGAACUUACUGUAACACCUUCAGGCCUCGCCUUCUGCGAUAAAGUUGUUGGAACUGGCCCUGAGGCUAUCAAAGGACAGCUGAUUAAGGCACACUAUGUCGGCAAAUUGGAGAAUGGGAAAGUUUUCGACAGCAGCUACAAUCGUGGAAAGCCUCUUACAUUUCGUGUCGGUGUUGGUGAGGUCAUCAAGGGCUGGGACCAAGGAAUUCUAGGAGGUGAUGGAGUACCUCCCAUGCUUCCUGGGGGGAAACGCACGCUAAAGCUUCCUCCAGAACUUGCAUAUGGCAUAAGAGGGGCUGGGUGCAAAGGAGGUUCCUGUGUUAUUCCACCAGAUUCCGUUCUCCUCUUCGAUGUGGAGUUUGUUGGCAAGGCAUGAGAAGUAGCAGCCACUGGCCAAAGAGAAAGGGUGUCUGAGUAACCUUCUUUUAUUAUUUUUACUCUUAAAGAAUGUACAUCAUUAUCAACUAAAGAGUGAAUUGACCUUUGAAAACUAUUCAGGGCAGCAACACUUUUUCCCCUUUUCUGACCCAUCUUGAGGCAAUCAAGCAAUCAAGUUUGCAGUUCAAUGUAUGUUCUUCAUUUGCCAAUCCAUGGAUAAGAGGAGCCAUUUUCCAGUCAUGGGUGGCAUCUUAAUUUUGAAUGGCUUACACCACUGCUUACAGACAA